Amorphotheca resinae ATCC 22711 is the source of this 1555-nucleotide messenger RNA. RefSeq lists its product as hypothetical. The transcript is spliced from 7 exons. Bases 229 to 1350 code for a protein of 373 amino acids. Lineage: Eukaryota; Fungi; Ascomycota; Leotiomycetes; Helotiales; Amorphothecaceae. Gene Ontology annotation, molecular function: dihydroorotase activity. The record is from RefSeq and is a predicted model, not a curated record. Gene Ontology annotation, biological process: pyrimidine nucleotide biosynthetic process; 'de novo' pyrimidine nucleobase biosynthetic process. Gene Ontology annotation, cellular component: cytoplasm.
AAAGUGUUCUUGACAUUGAGUUUUCGCGCUUACCUUUUUUCAGCCUGAACCGCGGCAAUUACCGUAUAAAACUCUGCAAGGCCACACAACUACGCUACUCCUUUUCUAUAUUAGUGGCAUUUCAAGCCCUCAUUCAUCCACCAUGCCUUACCUAGAUAUUUCGUGACUUCAGCCGCCUCCUUUCCUGCACUUUGAUAUUCGUUUACAACCCCUUUCAACGUGACCAAAAUGAAUUUGAAAUCACUCUCAACCCUCGAGUUGCCACCUACGGGUGACUUCCAUUGUCAUCUCCGACAAGAGAAGAUGAUGGAACUGUGUACCCCGCUCAUAAAAAAAGGCGGAUGUGAUAUUGUUUAUGUCAUGCCAAAUCUUCAGCCACCCAUAACUCAAGUUUCUCAGGCUGUCUCUUACCAUGAGAAGCUGUCUCAAAUAGCUCCUGACGUGACGUUCUUGAUGUCUCUAUUCCUUCAUCCGGGCCUAGAUGCAGCCGCCAUCGCCGAGGCUGCUCGGUCGAAAGUCAUAUAUGGGGUCAAGCUCUAUCCAGCCGGAGUAACAACCAAUUCUCAUGACGGAGUGCUAGAUAUUGAGCAAUAUUACCCCGUCUUUAAGGCCAUGGAAGAGCACGGCUUGAUCCUCAAUUUGCAUGGUGAAAUGAUAAGCUCGCCUCCAGCUGAAUUUGCCAAAACAGAUGGAACAGCAGCGGUGACAGUGCUCAACGCCGAGCGCAUGUUCCUCCCUCAACUGCACAAGUUACAUUCGGCAUUUCCUAAAUUGCGCAUCAUUUUAGAACAUAUAAGCACUCGGGAAGGUUUAGCUGCGGUGCAGCAAUGUGGACCAACGGUGGCUGGCACCAUCACAGCCCACCAUCUGUGGUCGACUAUCGAUGAUGCUUGUGGAGACAUUUUCAGCUUCUGCAAGCCAGUUGCAAAGACGCCAGAGGAUCGUGUGGCCCUAGUAAGAGCUAUAGUAGAGGAUUCAGGGAAAUUCUUUUUCGGGAGCGACUCGGCACCACAUCCUAUUCAAUCAAAGAAAGGAGAGGGUCGUACAGCAGCAGGCUGCUUCACCCAGCCCUGGGCUACUGCUCUCGUAGUCGGUGCUUUAGAAGAAGGAAUCGAGCAAGGGUGGAUCAAGGAGGAAGAGGUUACCUAUAAAGCAAUCGAGAACUUCCUCUCCGUUUACGGACGGGCGUUCUACAAAACCCCUCGGUCAGCAGGAUCGGAAAAGGUCAAAAUUCGACUCGAAAGAAAAGGAGAGAUCAUACCAGAGGUGGUAAAGUCUCAAGAUGGGACUAUUGAGGUGGUUCCGUACGGGCGAGGGAAGAAGGUUUGGUCAACUACAUGGAUCGAAUGAAAUAAAGAAUCAGGGUAAAGGGAUAUAAUUCCUUUUUCAAACGGAGCUCCUAUCGUAACGUAGUGUGAUAGAAAUUCAGCUUCCGUGUGACCACGAGAUCCAUUUGCUAGUAAGAGGUCAGUUCAUUUGCAAAUUGGUUCAUUUCAGAGGGGACGUCUAGACUUGACACGGAAAUGAGCGCCAUAAUUAAGCAAUAAAUCUCGCU